GCUGAAGAAUCUGUUGUUUGAUUGGUUGUUUAAACAGCACACGCCCACAAACUUAUCUGACCGACUUUCAGUUCAUAGUCAGAAAUUCUACAUAGGCGGUUAUAUUUGAAAGUGCAAUUUGAUUUUAAACUACACUGAAUAUUUACGAUGACUUCCAGUUCAAAUGAGGGUUACAGCACAGAAAAGGUCCGAGUAUCGGCAGAUUUUCUCAAGUCAAAGAUGGGCAAUGUAAAACCUAAAAUUGGAAUCAUUUGUGGAUCUGGACUGAGUGGUCUUGGAGAAGUAGUGGAAAAUAAAAUAGUCGUAAAAUACAGCGAGAUUCCUUCCUUUGUUGAAUCUACUGUGCCCGGUCACAAAGGCCAGUUAGUGUUUGGGCAAAUAAGUGGAAAGGACGUGGUUUGUAUGCAAGGCAGAUUUCAUCCAUACGAAGGUUAUCCUGGAUGGGUGGUUGGAUUCCCACUUCGUGUAAUGAAACUUAUUGGAAUUGAGAUGGUUUUGGCCACGAAUGCUGCUGGUGGAAUAAACCCAGAGUUUAAAGUGGGGGAUUUCAUGCUGAUUAAGGAUCACAUUAGUUUUACUGGACUUGCUGGUUACACCCCACUAGUUGGUCCAAAUGAUAGCAGUUUUGGACCAAGAUUCCCUCCCAUGAAUGAUGCAUAUGAUAAAAACUUAAGGACACUAUUCAAGCAGUGUGCGAGUGAUUUAGGAUAUGAUGACUUCAUGAGAGAUGGGGUGUAUUGCAAUGUAUUUGGUCCUUCAUAUGAAACUAUUGCAGAGUUGAGGUUAUUGCUUAAACUUGGUGGGGAUGCUGCAGGUAUGAGCACUGUUCAAGAGGUAGUGACAGCACGUCACUGUGGUAUUAAAGUGAUUGCCUGUUCGCUUAUCACAAACGAAUGUAUAUUAGAGUAUGAUACCGACAAAACCGUUUGCCAUGACGAGGUGCUGCAAACUGCCAAUGACAGGGCACAUCAGAUGCAAACUUUAGUGGCAAAGUUUAUUGGGAAGUGCUGAAACUUGAGCAAGCCCAAUAUGCUUUACUAAGGCUCGCUUAAACACAAGCUUCUAUAAUGAAAUAUUUACCCAACGUAUUUGGCUUAUUGUAUCUUUUUUGCUAACAAGUUCCUUUUUUUGCUAACAAGUUCAUCUUUGCAAUAUGAACUACUUGCUUUUGCUUCUGCAUACGUUAUCCUAUAAUCGUCUUGUGAUCUGCAGUUUUUACCGAAUUUUGCUUCAUGUGGUGUGUUUAUCUAUGUAUGACAUGACUGGGCCAAAAUAUAAAGUUCCAAUACAAAG
Molecule: messenger RNA, 1293 nt
Organism: Ciona intestinalis (vase tunicate)
Lineage: Eukaryota; Metazoa; Chordata; Ascidiacea; Phlebobranchia; Cionidae
Source: RefSeq, a predicted model, not a curated record